CGGCGUGCCUUGCGCCUGCCGUGGCAGGAAAGAGGAAGUGUGGGGACUUCCGGUUGGCGUGUGUUCUUUUCGGUGAGCAUACUCGUUUCUCCGGUAAAACAUGGCUAAAAGUUUACGGAGUAAGUGGAAAAGAAAAAUGCGUGCUGAAAAGAGAAAAAAGAAUGCGCCAAAGGAGCUCAACAGACUUAAAAAUAUUCUCAAAGUAGACUGCGAUGUUUUAAUGAAAGAUGUUCGGGAGAUAGCAACUGUGGUGGUACCUAAACAGUGCCAAGAGAAAAUGGACUGUGUGGCGAAUGAUGACGAAAAAGAUGACAUGGAAAUGGAGAUUGAGAUAAAGAGAAACAAAAAGACUCUUCUGGACCAGAAUGGACAGUACCCAGUAUGGAUGAACCAGAGGCAGAGAAAAAGGCUGAAGGCAAAACGAGACAGAAGACACGGGAAAAGCAAAGCAAAAGCAGCAAAGGCAGCAAAGGGUUUGGCCUGGUAGACCCUGAAAAAUAGAAAUGUCACGUGGUAGAAAUGCCAAGUGGGAGAAAUGUUUGAUUAGAAAGUACACAUUGAUUUCAGAUCCUACUAAAUGAAAACUCUUUCUGUUCAUAUUUUAACUUGGCCUUUUUUCACUUCAAAUCCAAAAUAAUUUGUUUUGGGAAAUUGAAUACAGUGUUUUCUUUGGAUAAGAGCUGUAUUGAUGUUUUAGUUGGAAAUUGACCAAUAUUCAGGUCUUAUCAGACAUCAAAAUCCUGUGAAAUAUUAACAUGGUUGUAAUUGUUUUUACAACUUGGUAAUUAUAGUCAGUAAAGUAAAUGAUAUACUGACAAAAAUUUGAGUGAACUCAUUUAAAAAAAGCUAUGAUGUAGUCAUAUUUAAAAAUACAAUGGUAGAUCUCAUAAGCAGUACUUGUUUGGAGUUUUGAUUUUGUAUAAUUCGGAAUAAAAGAUACUUUGUGUGUA
This is a messenger RNA of Heterocephalus glaber (naked mole-rat), 950 nucleotides long. RefSeq names its product LLP homolog, long-term synaptic facilitation factor (gene Llph). NCBI's taxonomy places the organism in Eukaryota, Metazoa, Chordata, Mammalia, Rodentia, Bathyergidae. Gene Ontology annotation, molecular function: RNA binding. Gene Ontology annotation, cellular component: nucleolus. Gene Ontology annotation, biological process: dendrite extension. The record is from RefSeq and is a predicted model, not a curated record.